AUGUCUACAUUUGAUGAUCUCUACACCCUUUCCCGCCAACUUGGAUCCGGUGGAUUCGGAUGUGUCUACAAAUGCUAUGAACAGAAAACUGGAGAUGCUUACGCUGUUAAAUUCUUCUCAGACAUGCCCGUUAGUAGAAAGACCUACUCUUCCUCCGACAAGAUGAAGAUCCCAGACGAGAUAAUCCUGUGGAGAAACCUUCGACACAAGAACGUUAUAAGAUACGUCCGCCACUUCUUUGAGCGAGGAACUUGGAUUGUGGUAAUGGAGCACUGUUCUGGUUACAAGGACCUCUUCUCCUACGUCAACAAAAGAGAAUCCCCCAUGUCGGAGAGUACAGCUGCUUCCAUCAUCUCCCAGACCCUCGAUGCUGUGAUGUACUGCCGUUCCAAGAAGAUCGACCACAGAGACAUCAAAGACGAAAACCUUCUCUACAACCCAAAGACGAAGCAUGUCAUGCUGAUAGACUUUGGUUCAUCCUCCCUUGUCUCCUCAACCUACAACCGUCUCCAAGGAACCGAUGUCUACCAUCCACCUGAACUGUUUUUGGACGGCAGCUUCAAGUCUACCGAUGGAGUUAUUUGGGCGGUGGGAUCCCUUGCUUACAUCCUGCUAAACGGAGAUUGCCCUUACCAAACUCUGGAUGACCUGAAAGGCGAUGUUCCAAUAGUCUGGAUGAACGAGAAGUCUUCUUCCUCUGCUAUAAGAUUCGUUAGACGUUGCCUCAGAAGAAGACCUGUGGACAGAGAGUCUUUGAGCUUGCUGAGGAAAUCUGCUUGGUUGAAGAAUUUUAAAAACUAA
Molecule: messenger RNA, 801 nt
Organism: Bolinopsis microptera
Lineage: Eukaryota; Metazoa; Ctenophora; Tentaculata; Lobata; Bolinopsidae
Product: serine/threonine-protein kinase pim-2-like
Exons: 1
Coding region: 1-801 (266 amino acids)
Biological process (GO): protein autophosphorylation
Cellular component (GO): cytoplasm
Molecular function (GO): protein serine/threonine kinase activity; ATP binding
Source: RefSeq, a predicted model, not a curated record